AGCGAUGCGGCGGCUGGUGGAGUGGCUGGUGUGGCUGGUCUGGCUGGUCGCGCUGGCGGGGGCGGCCGACCCCUUCCUGAAGAUGUUCGCGGCGCAGCAGGUGGCCGCCGACCCGUGCUACGACCAGCACCGCGCGCGCCGCUGCGUGCCCGACUUCGUGAACGCGGCGUUCGGCUUGGCGGUGCAGGCGAGCAGCGGGGCGGAGGGCGCGCCGCGACACCUCACCGACCUCAACAACCCCAGCAACGUGACGUGCUGGCGCUCCGCGGGUCAGGACGGCGACAACCUCACGCUCACGCUGUCCCUGGGCAAGCGCUUCGAGGUGACGUACGUCAGCCUGCAGGUGUGCCCCGGCUCGCCGCCGCCCGACUCGCUCGCCAUCCUCAAGAGCGCCGACUUCGGCCGCAGCUGGCGCGCCUACCAGCUGUACGCGCGCGACUGCCCCGCCCCCGCCCCCGCCCCCGCCCCCGGCGGCGAGCUGGAGGCGGGCUGCGCCGAGCCGCGCGCCCCGCGCAUCGCCUUCAGCACGCUGGAGGGCCGCGGCGGGGACGUGGACCAGUCGCCGGCGCUGCAGGAGUGGGUGACGGCGACGGACGUGCGCGUGGUGUUCCCGCCGCGCGCCGAGACGGCCGUGGCCGACCUGGCCGUGGGCGGGCGCUGCAAGUGCCACGGGCACGCGGCGCGCUGCGCGGCCUCGCGCGACGGCCAGCUGGCCUGCGAGUGCCGCCACAACACGGCGGGCCGCGACUGCGAGCGCUGCAAGCCCUUCCACUUCGACCGGCCGUGGGGCCGCGCCACCGCGCGCGACGCCAACGAGUGCCGCGCGUGCAACUGCAACCUGCACGCGCGCCGCUGCCGCUUCAACACGGAGCUGUACAAGCUGUCCGGGCGGGUGAGUGGCGGCGUGUGCCUGCGGUGCCGCCACUUCACGGCGGGCCGGCACUGCCACUACUGCAAGGAGGGCUACUACCGCGACCCGUCGCGGCCGCUCUCCCACCGCCGGGCCUGCAAGGCGUGCGACUGCCACCCCAUCGGCGCCUCGGGCAAGACGUGCAACCAGACGACGGGGCAGUGUCCCUGCAAGGACGGCGUCACCGGAGUCACGUGCAACCGCUGCGCCAAGGGCUACCAGCAGAGCCGCUCGCACAUCGCGCCCUGCAUCAAGGUCCCGCGCUACUCCAGCCAGCUGACGGCGGCCGAGGAGGCGGCAGGCGCGGCGCCCGCAGAGGGGGACGACUGUGGCAAGUGCCGCGCAGCUACGAAGAGGCUGACUCUCAACAAGUACUGCCGCCGAGACUAUGCCAUCAUGGCCAAGAUAAUGGACAGAGAGUCGGUGGAGGAUUGGGUGAAGUUCUCGGUGAGCGUGCAGGCGGUGUUUAAGCGAGCCAGGGUAUCCCACCUGCGGAGGGGGAACAUGUACGUGUGGGUGCACAUGAAGAACCUGGCCUGCAAGUGCCCCAAGAUCAAGACAAACAAGUCGUACUUGAUCCUGGGCAAGGAAGUGGAUGGCGACCGCCCCGGCCUGAUGGUGGACCAGCGAUCUGUCGUCAUCGAGUGGAAGGACGAGUGGCACAGGCGACUCAGGCGCUUCCAGCAGCGCUCCAGGGAGUGCAACUAGAGCCUGCUCCAAAGAGCUGGCCCCUCGCCACCCUGCACGCCAUUCUCAUCAGCUAUCAUUGCCACCCAUACACAGCGCAUCUUCUAGCAUCGGGCAAUAAGUCGUAGAAAUUUCAGUACCAUGUUCUUGAUUCUCUUAUGCUUUUUAAAUUUAUUUCCCCAUCUUUUGGAACAAUUUCGAUGUUUUAGAAUUUUCCUUAACAUUUACUGUGAAAACAAUGAGCUGUUUUGGUUGAGUGCACUGCUGCUGAUUUAUAACAAUAAGACUGUAACACAAAGGCUGAUUUUCUUGCUGGGCCGACAGACUUACGGAAGGUUUCGAGAAGCAACAACACGGAGGAAGGAAACAUUGCCACGGUGAUUGUGAGAUAAAAGUUACCAGGGAAACAACCUAAUGGUGGCUUGCAGGUGCAAGUUGUGAAAAGCAAAGGAUGUAAAAAAAAAAAGAAAUAGAAACAAGAAUUAGCAAUUAAGUUAACUGUGACUGAAGAAAUAUUUUUCUUUCCCAUCUUUGCCAUCAUUUGUCAUUUUUUUUUUGUUUUAAUUUAUUAUUGCAUAUACUGUUUCAACCAAUUAUAUAUUAGCUGUAAAUUUA
Bacillus rossius redtenbacheri is the source of this 2212-nucleotide messenger RNA. It is a transcript of the gene NetA, whose product is annotated as netrin-1. NCBI's taxonomy places the organism in Eukaryota, Metazoa, Arthropoda, Insecta, Phasmatodea, Bacillidae. Gene Ontology annotation, molecular function: protein binding. Bases 5 to 1618 code for a protein of 537 amino acids. Gene Ontology annotation, biological process: tissue development; animal organ morphogenesis. The record is from RefSeq and is a predicted model, not a curated record. The transcript is spliced from 7 exons.